Messenger RNA from Equus caballus (horse), 3429 nucleotides. It is a transcript of the gene CXCR6, whose product is annotated as C-X-C motif chemokine receptor 6. Gene Ontology annotation, molecular function: coreceptor activity; C-X-C chemokine receptor activity; C-C chemokine binding. Gene Ontology annotation, biological process: calcium-mediated signaling; immune response; inflammatory response. Gene Ontology annotation, cellular component: membrane; external side of plasma membrane. The record is from RefSeq and is a predicted model, not a curated record. Lineage: Eukaryota; Metazoa; Chordata; Mammalia; Perissodactyla; Equidae.
GUACAUAUUCUAUAUAGCCUCAUGGUUCCUCCCCUCAGGGAACACCUCAUCCCUUUGUACCAGUUUGGUGGAAAGGAUAGUUUGAACUAGUUCACUCAAAAAAGACUUGACAAUCCACUAGAGGUCUUCAGAUCUUUCACCAGGGCCCCUGGGAUAGCUCCAUACUCAGAAACAGUAGUACAGGGAGUACGGGCUUUGCAGUCAGACAGAUCCUGGGUGAAUCCUGGGGACACCUGUGUUCUCAGACAAGCGAGUUAAUCUCUCUAACCUUCCACUUCCUGCUGUGUAGGUGACUAGGGUUAGAGGACUGUACAAGGACAGCAUCCGGCACAGGGCCCAGCUCAUAGUAAAGCUGAGUGUCAGUCUCCAGAGCCUAGGGCUACCCCUGAUCCCUGCUCCCAGUGCCUGACACUUGCCCUUAGGAAGAGCCACAGGAGAAGGCCCGCCCAGUAGGUGGGCCAGAGCACCAGCCUUGACGGGGAGCAUGCUAAAUGGGAGUGUAGAAUCAGGGAGGGGGGCCUGGUGACUCAGCAAGAGGGUAGCUGCUUCUGGGAAAGCGGAAAUGGAGUCCACACCAUAAUUUCCAGAGGAGAGGCACUGGGGAAUGUCACCCAGGCAGACAUUCCUCCAACCCCUGCCUUCCAGGUGUUAUUUCCCAGAAGUGCCAGCAUUUUUGGAUCACGGGAACUAACAACUAGAACUGUACUGGGAUCAAGGUGUUCAAUAUUUGGGGAGUUCCAGGAGUGGAGAGGGCAGCCUCAGGAAACCAGAUGGUUCCAGCCAGGAUAAGAAGGGCAGGGGAGAACUGCCUGCGAGGGCCUGAGUGGUGGGGGUCUAGGAGGCAGGGCUGCAUCAGGCCCUCUGGCAGACCCAUAGCCUAGAAGCCAUGGGUCCAUUGGUCUGGCAAUGACAGAGACCUGGGUCUGUAUCCUGAAGCGCCAGUUAUUAGCUGUGUGCACAUGGGGCUGCUACUUCAGCUGUAGUCCUCCCUGUUCUCAUCUCUAAAAUGGGGAUGAGAGCUACUUUGCAGGCCUGCUGAGGAUCAGUGGCUAUCAUGUAUGUUGGAGCUGCAUGCAGACACAGAACCCAGGCCACAGCACAGACUUUGCGUUGGUCCAGACCCGAACUGUUCCCAAGAGAUGUAUGACUAGCAAAUGAAAUAAUUUGAAGGUACCACCAUUUUCAGUGGACUGCCAGAGCCAAACCUACUUACUGCUCCCUUUCGGUUUACAAAUAAAAACCCUCUCAGGUCCUGGCAGAAGAAUACAUCCCCAGCUGGGUUGCAGGGGGUGUGCAGUAUCAGAGUCACGGCUUCAUAUCUUUGACUACUAAAUUACACGGGUGCAGCCUGGUCAUGUGGAUUCUGAUCUGCAAGAUAGGGGUAGGGUUGGGUCUCUUAUAAUCACCAAUCAAGGGCUCUUAAAAAAUAUUCAGCGGAAACACGGACCACAUCACAGAGAGGUAGAGGCAGACCGUGCUGCUGUGAGCAAGCUCAUCUCUGGAACAAACCGACAGAGCAUCUCUGCUGGUGUUCAUCAGCACAGAACCAUGGAUGACUAUGAGUACGUAGUUCCUGGGUUCUUGAACACUUCCAAUGACAGCAGCCAGGAGCAUGAACGCUUCCUGCAGUUCAAGAAGUUCUUUCUGCCCUGCAUGUACCUGGUGGUGUUCAUCUGUGGCCUGAUGGGGAACUCCCUGGUGCUGGUCAUAUACAUCUUCUACCAGAAGCUGAAGAGCCUGACGGACGUGUUCCUGAUGAACCUGCCCUUGGCUGACCUGGUGUUUGUCUGCACGCUCCCCUUCUGGGCCUAUGCAAGCUUCCAUGAGUGGGUCUUUGGCAAUAUCAUGUGCAAAACCCUGCUGGGCAUUUACACUUUGAACUUCUACACCUCCAUGCUCAUCCUCACCUGCAUCACUGUGGACCGCUUCAUUGCAGUGGGUCAGGCCACCAAGGCCUACAACCAGCAGGCCAAGCGGAGGACCUGGGGCAAGGUCAUCUGCUUGUCCAUCUGGGUGACCUCCCUGCUGGUUUCCCUGCCGCAGAUAAUCUAUGGCAAUGUCCUUUAUUAUGACAAGCUCAUCUGUGGUUAUCAGAACGAGGAGAUUUCCACUGUGAUUCUUGCCACCCAGAUGACACUGGGGUUCUUUCUGCCGCUGCUUGCCAUGAUUGUCUGCUACUCAGUCAUAAUCAAGACCUUGCUUCAUGCCCGAGGCUUCCAGAAGCACAAGUCUCUAAAGAUUAUCUUUCUGCUGGUAGCUGUGUUCCUGCUGACCCAGACACCCUUCACCCUUGUGAAGCUCAUCCUCAGCACAAGCUGGGAGUACCAGGCCAUGAUCAGCUUUCAGUAUGCCAUCAUAGUGACUGAGGUCAUUGCCUUCCUGCGGGCCUGCCUCAAUCCUGUGCUCUAUGCCUUUGUUGGCCUGAAGUUUCGAAAGAACUUCUGGAAACUUGUGAAAGACAUUGGCUGCCUCCCUUACCUGGGGGUCUCAAGCCAAUGGAAGUCUGAGAACACUUCUAAGAGUUGUUCUGCCUCCCACAACAUGGAGGCCACCAGCAUGUUCCAGCUGUAAGCCUUGCUGGAGCUCGGAGAAGGUGCUCGGGAAGUUACAGGAGCAAAGCUGUGUCCUGCUGAGUGAUGAGAAAGGCUCUGUCUAUAGCUUGUGCAUUCUCACUGAGAAGUAACCAAAUGCUGCCGCUGGUGUGGAAAAGUUCCUUCUCAGGCAUGAAUAUAUUCUGUUCACUUGUUGAACAAACAGGCUAAAGCUCAAAGGGAGUCUAAAAACUGUAAGGGCUUCCCUUCCUCUAUCCCUAAGAAUGCUGACACCAACGAGGUGACGUGUGACUCUCAAGACCUCAGGUUCUCCUUCGCUAGGACUGGGACUCAACAUUGAAGAGGGGAGCGUGCCCACAAAGCUGUUGACGGCAGGUGACACUCUGGGCUCCCAAGUUCAGAAGAUUCUUCUGGCUACUGGGAAGCAGGGGAGAUGAGAGCAGCCAUGAACACAAGUGCUGGCCCAUAUGGCUCAGACUUCAAUCGCCAGGCCCCUAACAGACAUGACAUCAGGCUCUGCCUCACCUUGGGGUUUGACUUUUAUAGAGAUCGAUGCUUACGUUCUCUUUAAUUAAUCCUGAAAGGACCAGCAGCAGGGAAUAUGAAUGGGCCAAAAUAAAUUAGAGUCGGCUCAGAAUUCCAGUGGUCCGCAGAAUCAGAAAACUGUACAGAGCAGAGAAUAAGACGAUCGUGAAUCUAAGCAGCGUUUCUGAAAUGGAUUCUUUGGUGGGUUUGCUCAUUUUAAAACCGAAUUGUCCAAUGCCUAAAACACACACACACACAUCUAUAUCAUAUGUAAAUAUAGAUAUAACACAAACACACCAAACAGCAUAUUAUUUUCAUGACUAAGAAAUAAAACUUUUUUAAAGUCUCCAAA